Molecule: messenger RNA, 2663 nt
Organism: Rhopilema esculentum
Lineage: Eukaryota; Metazoa; Cnidaria; Scyphozoa; Rhizostomeae; Rhizostomatidae
Product: endothelin-converting enzyme homolog
Biological process (GO): protein processing
Cellular component (GO): plasma membrane
Molecular function (GO): metalloendopeptidase activity
Source: RefSeq, a predicted model, not a curated record
GAAAUACUUCCUCAUUUCCGUACUAAUUAACUCUAACUAUCAUAGCAACCUUGGUGUUGGUGGUGAGGUACGAAUCACGCGAUAACUGAAAUGAAUAUAUGAUGAGGUUUUUCAUGAGAAAGGUUUUCUUUCUUGUCGUUUUACAGCUAUUUUCUUUAGGGAGUUUGCAAAUCUCAUCUGGAACUCAUCUCGAAGACCCGGAAGACAACAGUGAAGAUUACCUAGAUGAACUCAAGCGAGCUAGGCCUGGCUUUAACAAUGUCGAUGAAAAUGGCCAUCUUGAUUCAAACUCACUCUUCACUGUGUAUGAAGAUGAUGAACCUCUGAGCAAAGAAAUGGAAGAAAAUGACGAUGAAGACAAAGAUUAUGAUAAAACUGAUGAUGUAAACAUUGCUAGGGGCAACCAUGCUAGAAAACCUUUAUGUUUGACAAAAGAAUGUGUGAUUGCUGCUGCAGAGAUCCUUUCAACAAUGAAUCCCUCUGCUGACCCAUGUCAUGACUUUUAUGAUUAUGUAUGUGGAAACAUCAAGCUUAAAGAACCAUUUGAAGACAUGACAAGAACAAUGUCAUUUGAAACUCUUAGAAGACAGAACAAUUACAUAUUACACACCAUUCUAAAAGAGAUGCCUACAAAAAAUGGAAGCAGUGCAAUUGAUAAAGUGAAAAGGCUCUACGACUCUUGCAUAGCCAGUGAACAUAAUAGUGCAGAUAAUAUCAAGGCUCUCAAAAAAAUGGUAGAUGAUUAUGGUCCUUGGCCCUUAGCACAGGCCAGCAAAUGGACCAAGAAUUGGAGUUUCCAAAAAAAGUUCAAUGAAAUUUCAUUACAAUUUGGACGUUCUCCAUUAUUUUCACUGAGUGUCACUUUGGAUGAAAAGGAACCAUCAAGCCACACACUCCAGCUACAGCAGGCUGGCCUCCUUCUGCCACGGGAUUACUACAUUUCCAAUGAUCCUACCAAGUCCAAGGUUUACCAGUCGUAUUGCAUGUUUAUGUUAAAUAUCAUGAAACUGUUGGGAUAUAACAAAAGCUACCAGAUAUCAAUGCUGAAGGAUGUUCAGGAUUUCGAAAGGAAGUUGGCAAAGAUAUCUAUACCUGCAACCGAACUGAGGAAAGCGGACCGCAUGUACAAACGAGUUAGCAUAGGAGGCCUAAUGAAACUCCUUCCUGAAAUUGAGUGGAAGAAGUUCAUAGCGACAUAUUUAGAGCUGGCUGGGUACAAAUUGAGUGACGCGAAAUAUGUUGUGUUAUACGGUCAGAAUUACUUCCGAAACCUUGGUAUAUUGUUGAGAACGACGAAGAAAGAGACGCUUGCUAACUACCUGCUGUGGAACUUGGUUUCAGGCUUGUAUGCAUUUGUCGGCGAAAAAUUCAGACAAGAAGGUUUCAGAUUUGAAAAGAUUUUUGCUGGGAAAAAGGCAGAGCCUUCAUUUUGGCUGUUUUGUACGGAGCUAGUUGAAAAGGCACUGCCUUUUGCGUAUGGAAGGAUGUAUGUGGAUGCGAGGUUCAGGAGUAAAUUUGCGAAAAGAGAGGCAAGGAGAAUCGUCAGAGAGCUGAAGCAAGCUUUUGUUUCAAAUCUGCAAACUGUUAGCUGGAUGAGUGACAAAACGAAAGAAAAGGCAAAAGAAAAGGCUGAAGCUAUAAAAGAGUUGAUUGCCUAUCCAGAUUAUAUACUAGACGACAAAAAACUCAAUAAAAAAUACAAAGAUCUUCACAUCAAUAGUCAUGAUUUUGUUGGGAAUAUUUUGCAAGUUGUGACGUUUAAUAUGAAAGAUAACAUUCGAAUGCUGAAGAAAAAAAGAGAUAGGGCCAGAUGGGCAUCUUCACCAUCUGUUGUCAAUGCAUUCUAUUCACAGGUAUAUAAUCGAAUUGUUUUCCCGGCUGGGAUUUUGCAGCCACUCUUCUAUCAUCAUGGAUACCCGAGUGCAAUGAAGUAUGGUGGCAUCGGCACUGUCAUUGGACAUGAAAUAACGCACGCUUUUGAUGACCUAGGGCGCAAGUUUGACAAGUACGGUCGACUUGUACAGUGGUGGAAUUCAAAAGACAUUAAGGCCUUUGAAAAAGAGGCUAACUGCAUUCGAAAUCAGUAUUCAAGCUACUCCAUUUACGGAAAACAUAUGAAUGGAAAGUUAUCUUGCGGAGAAAACAUAGCUGAUAACGGAGGAGUGAAGAUUGCUUACCAAGCAUUCAGAAAACACUUGCGGAAUGAUCCGGAAACAAAAGCUUUGCCAGGUCUUCAACACUUAAGUGAUGACCAGCUCUUCUACAUCUCCUUCAGCAAGAUUUGGUGUGACGCUGAAGCAAAGGCACGAACUCUGAAGAACAUUGUGACAGACCACCACAGCUACCCAAAAUUUCGAGUCAUUGGAGCAUUGUCGAAUAGCAAAGAAUUCUCAAAAGCAUUCCGCUGCAGAGCUGGAUCGCGUAUGAAUCCUGCUAAGAAGUGUAUUAUAUGGUGAAAAAAACGAAGAAGGACUUGCCCUUUGAUAUUUUCAUACUUUUCUAGGUUGGUAAAUUUGUACCAAACUCUUUUGUAUUGCAAGGCUUAGUUUUUUCAUGUUUCAUAACAAUUUCUAUUUAUUAUUUUCUACAAAGUGUUUGCUAUUUUUUAUGAAGCCGAAUUGAUAUUUUAUACCAAUUUUUAUUUUUCCGAGGAUGCCCACUUA